Messenger RNA from Diabrotica balteata, 3308 nucleotides. The record is from the annotation of a GenBank genome assembly. Lineage: Eukaryota; Metazoa; Arthropoda; Insecta; Coleoptera; Chrysomelidae.
AUCUUCACUGGGACCAAUUGUAAAAAACUAAAAAACGUCGUUUUUACAUUUUAAAACGUCCCAUAAAUGUUAUCAGCGUGUAUAAAAUAACACAAAGGGCUGUGUACUCUGAUUAUUAUUGAAUUACAUACAUGAAAUUAAGUUUAACCAACCAAAUGGAAGUAAUAAAACAAGAAAUCAGUGAGGGUGAGGACACAUGUGAAGUAAAAAUAGAGAAUAAUGGAUUGGAUGAUGCUCUUUUGGAUUACUUUAAAUAUGAAAUUAAGGAAGAAUCCAAUUUAGAAAAUGUAGAUUAUACUUCUGAUUGUUUAGCUUUGAACGAACUUCCAGUAAAGACUGAAAUAGAACAAGAUGAAAAGAUACUCAUGUGUUUUAAAGAAAAACAAAAUACCAAAGAAGGUUUUUCUCAGGAAGAGAACAAAACAAAAAUAAUGGAGAUAUUUUUUGAACAUUCAUAUUCAUUCCAUAAAGGACACUAUAUGAGUCGAGACUCAGAAGAGACAACUAUAAAUAAAAAUAUAAAUGUUCAGACUACACAGGGACCUUACAAUUGUGAAAUUUGUUUCAAGAAGUUUUCUACAGCCAGUAAUUUGAAAACACAUUUGAGAGUGCACACUGGGAAAAAAUCUUACAGGUGUGAAAUUUGUUUUAAGAAAUUUAGUCAAGUAGGUAAUUUGAAAAGACAUAUGACAGUGCACACUGGAGAAAAACCGUACAAGUGUGAAAUUUGUUUUAAGAAAUUUGGUCAAGCAGCUAAUUUGAAAACACAUUUGGUAGUGCACACUGGGGAAAAAUCUUACAGGUGUGAAAUUUGUUUUAAGAAAUUUAGUCAAGCAUCUAAUUUGAAAACACAUUUGAGAGCGCACACCGGAGAAAAGCCAUACAAGUGUGAAAUUUGUUUUAAGCGGUUUUCUAUAAGAAUGUAUUUGAAAAAUCAUUUGUUAGUGCACACUGAAGAAAAGCCAUACAAGUGUGAAAUUUGUUUUAAGAAAUUUAUUCUAGCAGGUAGUUUGAAAACACAUUUGAGAGCGCACACCGGAGAAAAGCCAUACAAGUGUGAAAUUUGUUUUAAGCAGUUUUCUAUAAGAAGGUAUUUGAAAAAACAUUUGGUAAUGCACACUGGGGAAAAAUCUUACAGGUGUGAAAUUUGUUGUAAACAGUUUAGCCGAGCAUAUACUUUGAAAACACAUUUGAGAGUGCACACUGAGGAAAAACUUUACCAGUGUGAAAUUUGUUGUAAACAGUUUAGCCGAGCAUAUUCUUUCAAAACACAUUUGAGAGUUCACACUAGUGAAAAGCCUUACAAGUGUGAAAUUUGUUUUAAGCGGUUUUCUAGAGGAAGUAAUUUGAAACAACAUUUGGUAAUGCACACUGGGGAAAAAUCUUACAGGUGUGAAAUUUGUUUUAAGAAAUUUAGUCUAGUAAGUAGUUUGAAAAGACAUGUGAUAGUGCACACUGGAGAAAAACCGUACAAGUGUGAAAUUUGUUUUAAGACAUUUGGUCUAGCAGCUCAAUUGAAAUCACAUUUGGUAGUGCACACUGGGGAAAAAUCUUACAGGUGUGAAAUUUGUUUUAAGAAAUUUAGUCAAGCAGCUUAUUUGAAAACACAUUUGGUAGUACACACUGGCGAAAAAUCUUACAGGUGUGAAAUUUGUUUUAAGCAGUUUUCUAUAAGAAGUAAUUUGAAACAACAUUUGGUAGUGCACACUGAAGAAAAGCCAUACAAGUGUGAAAUUUGUUUUAAGAAAUUUACUCUAGCAGGUAGUUUGAAAACACAUUUGAGAGUGCACACCGGAGAAAAGCCUUACAAGUGUGAAAUUUGUUUUAAGCAGUUUUCUAUAAGUGGUAAUUUGAAAAAACAUUUGGUAGUGCACACUGGGGAAAAAUCUUACAGGUGUGAAAUUUGUUGUAAACAGUUUAGCCUAGCAUAUACUUUGAAAACACAUUUGAGAGUGCACACUGAGGAAAAACUUUACCAGUGUGAAAUUUGUUGUAAACAGUUUAGCCGAGCAUAUUUUUUCAAAACACAUUUGAGAGUUCACACUAGUGAAAAGCCUUACAAGUGUGAAAUUUGUUUUAAGUGGUUUUCUAGAGGAAGUAAUUUGAAACAACAUUUGGUAAUGCACACUGGGGAAAAAUCUUACAGGUGUGAAAUUUGUUUUAAGAAAUUUAGUCGAGUAAGUAGUUUGAAAAGACAUGUGAUAGUGCACACUGGAGAAAAACCGUACAAGUGUGAAAUUUGUUUUAAGACAUUUGGUCUAGCAGCUCAAUUGAAAUCACAUUUGGUAGUGCACACUGGGGAAAAAUCUUAUAGGUGUGAAAUUUGUUUUAAGAAAUUUAGUCAAGCAGGUAAUUUGAAAACACAUUUGAUAGUGCACACUGGCGAAAAAUCUUACAGGUGUGAAAUUUGUUUUAAGCAGUUUUCUAUAAGAAGUAAUUUGAAACAACAUUUGGUAGUGCACACUGAAGAAAAGCCAUACAAGUGUGAAAUUUGUUUUAAGAAAUUUGCUCUAGCAAGUGGUUUGAAAACACAUUUGAGAGUGCACACCGGAGAAAAGCCUUACAAGUGUGAAAUUUGUUUUAAGCAGUUUUCUAUAAGUAGUAAUUUGAAAAAACAUUUGGUAUUGCACACUGGGGAAAAAUCUUACAGGUGUGAAAUUUGUUUUAAGAAAUUUAGUCGAGCAGCUAGUAUGAAAAAACAUUUGACAGUGCACACUGAAGAAAAACCGUACAAGUGUGAAAUUUGUUUUAAGAAAUUUGGCCACGCAGGUGAUUUGAAAACACAUUUGAGAGUGCACACUGGGGAAAAGCCUUACAAGUGUGAAAUUUGUUUUAAGCAGUUUUCUAGAGCAAUUACUUUGAAAAGACAUUUGGAAGAGCACGCGCGGGAUAACUUGAAUUAAAUAAACAAAUUUCGGAAAACAUGGAAUGUCUUCUACUGAGUUUAAAAGUCUAAUAUAGGUCAUUUGUCCAUCUAUGUAAACAAAAAAUCCAAAGAACGAAUUCUGCUUCGCAAUGAUAAAAAGAGCGGUUAAAGAGUGACAUUGCGAUAUACGCUUGACUACCACGAGCUGGUUGUAAGAAGUAAAAGUUAAAUCAAGCGACAGUAAUCAUCAUUCUAUAACUUAAGGCAGGGGCGGCCAUGUAGAGCGAUGUUCCCAAACUUUUUUGGGAAAAUUUGGAAAUGUAUGUAAAAUAAGAAACUUAAAAUGUAUUUUUGUUAGCUGAUAAUAUUGUUUGCCAAUUUUUUGUUUUAUCUAUUUAUUAUUUUGUCUUAGCAAUAAUUAAAAAUAAAAACUUAAAAGUUU